Messenger RNA from Liolophura sinensis, 1714 nucleotides. RefSeq names its product large ribosomal subunit protein bL35m-like. Gene Ontology annotation, cellular component: mitochondrion; ribosome. NCBI's taxonomy places the organism in Eukaryota, Metazoa, Mollusca, Polyplacophora, Chitonida, Chitonidae. Gene Ontology annotation, molecular function: structural constituent of ribosome. Gene Ontology annotation, biological process: translation. The transcript has 3 exons. Bases 10 to 594 code for a protein of 194 amino acids. The record is from RefSeq and is a predicted model, not a curated record.
UCCUGCAUCAUGGCAUUCCAUCUGUCAAGGUUAUUCUCAGGUCUUAGAGUCAGUCAAGUGUUACCCUGUGCCAGAACUAACUUAAUGGCUACCUGCACACUCCACUCUACCAGGCUACAGAGCCUCAAACACCUGAAAUGUGUGAAUACCCAGCCAAGCACCUGCUCUGGUAUAUCUCAGCUCACCAGACAACUUAGCACACUUUCCAUGUCUUCAGCAGACACAAACAGAUCACUUCUCCAACCCCUGAUGACAGCCAUUAAUGUCCAGCGUUCAAAAGUUGUGUGUAGUAGACAGAACGGCAAACCUAAAUGUGUGAGAGCUGUCACGAGACGCUUUUAUCGCCUGGACUGGGGUGUCUGGAUUCGACCAAAGGCAGGAAGACAUAAGAAACUUUGGAAGAAAAACAAAGGCCGCAAAUUUCGGAUAAGGCAACAUGUAUUCUGCAAUAAAACACAAUCCAAGCUGUUAGAUAAAAUGGUUACGGCAUAUUGGAGGCGCAAGAGAAAUUACGUAGAAGAUCCUUAUGAGCCUUAUCAACUGCGAACGAACUUUCCACUCGUGCCAGAUAAACCCAAACCCUUUUAUCCCUGAGUUUCUGAGCUGGAUUUAAUUUUGGACUACAUUUUUUUUCACUUAUUGUCAGUGUCGUGGAAUUGAAUACAAGAACUACUUUCAGAUUGUACACAUGUAUUGGGUAGUCGAGUGCAUUUAACGUUGGAAUAUCUCCAAAACAAAAACAAAAAGAUAAGAGCAUUGAUAAAAAUACCUGACAGUGGUUUUUGUGAAUUAUUUAGUUUAUUAAUAUCAGGAGUUGCAUCAAUAGUUAAAUGGUUUAGGACUGAAGGAGCCAUUCUUCAUUUCAUCUCUCUAGCCCUGACUUGAGUUGGAUAACAGAUAAGCCAAGAGAUCAGCAAAGCUGUUAAACUAGGUGAUUAUUGGUUUAUUAAGUUGAUUUUAACUACAGUGGCAAUGUACAUGUACGUCUUUUAUAUGCGCAAUCCUGAAAGUUACAAUCUACUUUAUAGCCUAAAAUUGCUUUGUAGAGCCUGGGAUUAAGAUAGAGGUCUAGAUCUUAAACCCAUGUUGAACAAAACCCAGGUCUUGGUAGAUCUCUUAAUUUUUUUUUUUUCUUUUUUUUUUGAAAAUUCUGAAUAAAGCCUAUUGUACAUGACAUGAAUUGCUUCCUUUUACAGUUAGUGAACAGUCCCAUGUAAAGUUGUUUGAACAGUUUUGGUGCAGUAGUUCCUGCAGCUCUGUAGAUUCCCAUUGCACCAUCUAGUGUACAUUAAAGACCCCUGGUCUUCCACCAACAUGGUGUGCCUAUAGGUACGUCACAUGUGGAAAAGUUACUCAUUAACUUGCCACCCAUAAUACUGACUACAAUUUUAUAAAUGAAACAUUCUUUAAUGUGGUGUUAAACGAUAAUCAGUAAAUCAUAUGUGUGUAAUUUAAUUGUAUACAUCUGAUUACUGAAUACAGGUAAUAACAAGACAUAGAUGAGAACUGCUUUAGGCUUGAAAGGCUUGCGAAACCUGCUCUUCUACAGGAAACUACUUUCCAGUAGGUGUAUAUGUCAUGGUACUUGUGAAGGCCUUGCUCACAAGGACCAGUGAGAGUGGGAUAUGUAUAACUAUCGUCCAAGGUUAGGAUUGAACACACAAUAGGUCUUGCUCUCAGCUUUCACUCGUAUCAAUGCACAGCUCUACCUUAG